CCGGGCAAGUGAAAAGCGGACCAACCCAUAACUUCGAGAAGCCGAAGGCAGCAGCGUCGUUCUUUCCAUCCUCUUCCACCUCCCCUCUCGCUUCCUCCAUUUCUUCUCUCUUCUAGAACCGAAGAAAAGUAAACCUUCUCUCUUUCUAUUAUAACCCCCUCCCCUCUUCCUCCUCCAAUAGCCUCUACAUCGAAGUACCCUUGCCCGCCGAUCCCAACGAAUCCGACAGCGACGAGGCCACCCUCUCCCUCUCCGACCUCCCAAUGAACAGUCCACACAUGUUCGACCCCCGGAACUCUCCCACCGGCCGAUGUUCUGCCCCUCCCGAAACCGACCUCUUUGAGUUCUACUUCCACGUCCCCCGUUCCCCCGUGGAGAUGUGUGCCGCUGACGACGUUUUCGUCCAAGGAAAGCUCCUUCCUUUCGGCGUGGCGCCACCUCGUCCACCCAAGAAAGAUGAUAUCUACAAGCCUAGAAGCCUUCCCCGCGACCAAUGGUGGCCGGAGACCACCACAGAGUACCGGAGGCUGAGGAAGGCGCCAGAGUCGGACGUCAGAGUCUCCCCGCCGCCCCAGCCGCCCAGGUCGCGUUCGAGGUGGUACCUGUUCGUGCUCGGAUCGGUGAGAGUGCCGGCGACUAUGGAGAUGAAGGAGAUCAGGAGACGGCAGAGGCGGCGGAGCCCGGCGGCGAUGCCUGAGGAUUCCGGGCGGUGGAGCUUCGAGAGGAGCAGGUCGUGGAAAUUGCUCCGGUCACUGAGCUGCACGGGGGUGGAGAGCGCCGUCGCGGCGCCGCCGCCGAGCUUCGUCUCGCACGUGUGAGGGAGGUGUGCCGUGUGCGAGGCCUAUAUAUCUCGUCACUGGAUUGAUCUGAGAAUUCGGUGGGCAUUUUCUUUGCCCAAUUUGUUUUUUAAGAAUUUGAACGCUUAACAGGAAAGGAGGCGUACUUUGAGUAGAGGUCACGAGGAGUGCAAGCAGGUCACGGUAUUGUAUUCAUGUAGGCACUUUGGUGAUGUCUCGUUUGGGAAAUGCACCGUGAAAUAAUGAUGAGACGGAGUGCGGUGGUUCAGAUAUGCAGUAGAAUAAUGGUUGAGUCUGUACACAUCUAGAAAUUGAAUUUUAGUGAAAAAGAGUCAACUUAGCACAGCCAGAUGAGCUGUGAUAUUUUUUA
This is a messenger RNA of Elaeis guineensis (African oil palm), 1167 nucleotides long. RefSeq lists its product as uncharacterized. The record is from RefSeq and is a predicted model, not a curated record. Lineage: Eukaryota; Viridiplantae; Streptophyta; Magnoliopsida; Arecales; Arecaceae.